AUGAGUCAGCAUAAUUUCUGGAGGGGAUUAACACCAAUAGCUAUAUCACCGUCACAGCAAGUACCUGAUAAAAUUGUAAAGCUAUGUGCAGUGAAUGCAGACUUUAUUGUCCUAGGCAAUGACCAUGGCCUGUACCACUGUGAGAUUAUAGAGGAUUGUUUGAAUUUAAAAAAGAUUACCGGCAUUUCAGCAAUAGACAUAUCAUAUCAUAAUGAUAUUCUCUACGUCAUAGACGUCCACGGACGGCUGUAUAAGACAAAUAUUAGUUUUAAAAAUAAAGAAGAAAUUAUUGUUAAGGAAGACUCAAAAUGUUGUCCUCACGGUUUUAAAAGUUCCAGUUAUAAAGUGAAGUUCAGAAAUGUAGUGACAAGUGAUUUUGGGCAGUUGUUUAUAAGCAGUGAUGGGCAGCUUUGGGGGUCUGGUAUUAUGCCCCAAAUAGCGCUUGAUACUCACAGUAUUAAGAAAAUUCCAUUUUUUGAAGGUAGAACAGUGUAUAGUGCAUCAGUAGGUCAGAACUUUGCUGCUGUUAUAGCUCGAAAAAAUGUAAGACGCUCAGGCAACUGUGAUACAGAAAGUGAUAAUGAUGAUGAUGAAGAAGUAUUUGCAUCAAAUUGCUCUCAGUGUCAGACAAUAAUAGGCCUAGCAUCGCCUGCAUCCAUGCCAUCACUGUCAGAAACCUGUCCCUUAGGUGUCCAAAUUAGUAAGUCAAGUGAAGAUUCUAGUAGUACUACAGCUCCACAAACUGAUGUUCACAUUGAUGCUCACAGCCUGACAGAAGAUUCUAGUCCCUCAUCUGAGGAAUCUAAAAUUGCCAGAACCAAUUGUCAGAAAGUUACAGAUGAUAACUUCCAUGAUGCUAAUUCUACAGAAGAUUGUGAAAAUCAGACAGAUAAAGGAAGUGAAACAGAUGAAGCUUCUGAAGAGAAAAUUAAUAAUAUUUUUAUCAAUACUGAUGCUGCUAGACAAUUUUUAAGCAGACAGCUUUCAUGGGUUUCAGCAGGUGAAGAUUACAUAGUAGAAUACACAGAAAAACCAACAAGAAUUAUAAAGGAAAAUGUAUCAAACCUCACUAACUUUGUUUAUGAAGGUGUAAAGACUGUGGGUGAUAAAGUUGCAACAUUAUCACGACAUGUAAGUGGCAGCAGUGAUAAUAAUGAUGCUGUGGAACUGCAAAUGCGACUCCAUAAUGAUGAAAUAAAUUCCCUCAUGUACAGUUGUGCUUCUAAUUGCAAUGCAGAUGAUUUGCAGUUUUCUACAAGUACAAUAAGUAGUGAAAAAGAGUUUGAAGAUGCUAGAAAAAAUGAGAAUCUGAAAAAUAUGACUAAACUUGGUAAAAAUAUUUUAGCCACAGAGCUGUGGACUUGGGGUGAUAUAUCAUAUGGGCAAUUAGGCAUAGGAGACACAGUAAAGAGAUUAAAACCAAUGGUUGUAAUGAGCCUAUCAGGAUUUGGUCUACAGAAAGUGUCUUGUGGCAAAUGGCAUUGUUCAGCCUUGACACUUGAUGGGAGACUCUUCAUGUGGGGCUAUAACCAGUUUCAUCAGGUUAGUUUUGAUUCUAGAGAAGAUAAAAGUGGUCCUAACCAAUUUAAGGAAAACUCUGACAGUGACAGAGUGAGAGAUAUGAUUGCAACGGACCAUCACACUCUAGCAUACACACAUAAUGAAAACAUUUUCUAUAUGGGAAAGCAUACUGAGGGGUACACAGUGUCUAUAGUUAAUUUAAAUGUUCAAAAAGAUGAGGAAGAAAAUGAAAAGCACAUAGACAACAAUGUGAAAAUAAAUGACAUCCAAAACUUUACAAGUAAACCCCAAAACAUGUGUUACCAUUGGAGAAUAUUAUCAUCUGGUAACAUCAGCUAUUGCUCAAUAGAAGAUUCCUCCAAAUGUCCAGAAUUCCAGGAUUUAUCUAUUGCUCAAAGAUAUCUAGAAGAAAUGCUUUUGAUAUAUCAUAAUCUAGUAAAACCUUUUCUUAAAAAAAGCAAAUUUGUAACUACACAUUCCAAUAUUUAUGAAACUGCUUGUGAUAUUUUUGGUGACAUAUUGAACGUAACUUCUUUGAAUGUUCUCUCAAUGUGGCAAUACGCCGAAAAGCAUAUAAACGAAUGUGAUAUUUCUUUGAUAAAAAACUUAGAAGAGUUUAUUUAUUUGUACAGAAAGUAUUACGUAGCUGUAAGUAAUUUGAUCGUGAUCAGCGGUUUCUCUCAGAUUAACAGUGUUGUAGACGUUCCCUCUAGUGUAUAUAAUUUGUUUAGUGAUCAACUACCGACUAAUAAACAAAAGAACAAUAAAAAAACAUUAGAAGCCAUAGUAGGACUUGCGUUUGUUCAACCUCUAACAAGAUUGAGCUCUUACAAAUGCAUUGCUCAAUCGCUACUGAGGUAUAAGACCAAAAGAAAAAAAGUCGAUGUGAAAACUAAUAUAGAGGAAAGGUUAAACAAAGUCAAAACCUCUUUAGAUUCUUUAAUCGAUGAACAAGAAAAGAAACGGAAAGAAGCUGAUGUCACAAAAUUGUUUUGGGAAACAAUAGGCAAAAGUCUUGAGCAAUAUCGAACACCAGAAAGGCGGUUAGUGAGGGAAUCAAAAUCUAGGCCACUGAAUCUAGUGAAUCCUGGACGGUUUUCCUCCCAUUGGUUUAUUUUAUUCAACGAUCUUUUCGUUCACGUCAUUGGCAGUACUCCUAGCGUUCAUCCUUUGGUGACAAUGUGGGUUGAGCCUGUGCCGAACAGUGAUUCACAUCAAAACGUGAUUCAGCUCACGACACCUGAAGAAAUUAUAUCAGUUUCAACUAGCACGGAACAGGAAAAGACAGAGUGGAUUCAUGGUAUAAACAAUUCCAUAAGACUGGCUUUGAACAAAGAAAACUUUAAACCACCUGCUGUACGAACAGCCAGUUAUACAUUUUCAAAUAAAAAUAUUUUUUACAAAGAUGCGAAAUACACUGGAAGAUGGUUGGACGGAAAAAUCCAUGGGCACGGAAGAGUGGAAUGGCCCGACGGCAAGUUUUACGUUGGACAAUUCCAGCUCAACUUAUUAUGUGGACAUGGAAAAAUGGAGAUCCCUGGAGUUGGCAUCUACGAGGGCCAAUGGAAAGACAACCUCCAGAACGGGUACGGUGUUAUGAAAUUCACCACGGGAGAUAUCUAUGAAGGUUACUUCAAGGACGGCCAGCCCCACGGCCAUGGGAUAAAAAAGCAAGGGGACUUCACGACAUCCUUAGCUACGAUAUAUACUGGGGAAUGGAAUAACGGGGUCAAGCAAGGGUAUGGGGUCAUGGAUGAUAUAGGAAAAGGGGAAAAAUAUUUGGGCAAUUGGAGCGAUAAUAAGAAGCAUGGAUGUGGGCUGAUUGUGACAUUGGAUGGAAUUUAUUACGAAGGGCUAUUCAUGCAGGAUACAUUGACAGGCCAUGGAGUAAUGGUAUUCGAAGAUGGCACUCACUACGAGGGCGAGUUUAGAUCAGCUGGCGUGUUCUCAGGCAAAGGAAUACUUACUUUUUCUAGUGGAGAUAAGAUCGAAGGUUCUUUGAGCGGUGCGUGGACGGAAGGAGUCAAGAUAUCGAAUGCGACCAUGCAUUUAAACGUUUCUAAUCCCGUGCCACCAAGCAAUUCGAAACCUACCUCCUUUGGCAAAUUGAGUGUAGCUCCCAAUCAAAAAUGGAAUGCCCUCUUCCGCCAAUGCUUUCAAUGUUUAGGGGUCUCAGAAUCCAUUCUCACACCUACUGGCAAUCAUUUUGCUAAUGGGCCAUCCGGCAAUGUCAUAGACAAUAUAAAAAUUUGGCAAAAUGUUGCCGUGGCGAUAUCCUGCUCCCAUAAAGAAAGAAAUAAAAUGUCCAUGAAAAGGAAAGGCAGCGAUUUUGAGAAGUCAGUUGACCUCUUAGAAGUGAUACCAGAGUUUGGUCAGAAGACAUUGAAUUUGGAAAGUUAUUUGGAGGUUAAACAGUAUCUGUACAAUGCUUGUGAAUCCACCCAUCAUCCUUUAGGCCAGCUCGUCUUAGGCCUAACAAACGCGUUCAAUACCACCUACGGUGGCGUGCGAGUACAUCCCUUGCUCCUCAGUCAUGCUGUGAAGGAACUCAAGAGUAUCACAAGUCGGUUGUAUCAGGUCGUGAGGCUGUUGUUCCCAGCUCUUCCUCCAGAGGGAGCUGAUGCUGUAUUAUCGUUAACUGACGGAGAAAUUGAGGAAACUAAUCCUAUUGACGGUGAGGUGGUAUCAGCAGCAUCCUUACUCCAACCGACGUUACUGCCUCGAGUCCAUCCGGCGUUGUUCGUGCUGUAUGCUUUACACAACAAGAGGGAAGACGACAUGUAUUGGAGACGACUCCUCAAAUGGAAUAGACAGCCAGAUCUCACUCUCAUGGCGUUCUUGGGUAUCGACCAAAAAUUCUGGGUUGGCUACGCUUGCCCACCCAACCAACUGUCUCCAACAUCACCCAUGAAAGAGCAACUCUUCCAGGAGGCAGUUGAGACGUUACAGCAACUAAAGACAACGUUCUCCCCCAUCGAGAAGUUAUUAGUUAUAAGAAGUACCUUUCAAAAGAUGACCAUAGCCGUACAACAGGAACUAGGACAAAACUACCUCUGGAGUAUGGAUGAGCUGUUUCCAGUGUUUCACUUUGUGGUGGUUCGAGCGAGGAUACUGCAACUCGGGUCUGAGAUACAUUUCAUAGAGGACUUCUUGGAGCCUGGUAUGCAACAUGGCGAGCUCGGACUUAUGUUCACUACCCUCAAGGCGUGUUACUUCCAAAUCCUACAAGAGAAGAUGUCGAUGAACUAUUAA
Molecule: messenger RNA, 4773 nt
Organism: Arctia plantaginis
Lineage: Eukaryota; Metazoa; Arthropoda; Insecta; Lepidoptera; Erebidae
Source: the annotation of a GenBank genome assembly